AUGUUAACAAAGUGCAGAACAAAACAACACGAGACCCAAGAAAGUAUCCCAUUUUUCACGAUGCUCACGACACGACGAACCUUUCUUUCUUUCGUUUACUUCAUCCUCUACCUCUCUCUCCCUAUCCCCUCUUUCUCUGAGUCAUCGAGUUCUGUUUACAACUCAUUCCUCAAAUGUUUCUCUGAGAAGACGAGAACCCCACAGCCCCAAAUUGCCAAAAAUGUCUUCUCUCAGACAAACCCAUCUUACUCCUCCGUUCUUCGCGCUUACAUCCGCAAUGCCAGAUUCAACACUUCCUCUACUCCCAAACCCACAAUCAUCGUCACGCCUCGCUCCGAGAGCCACGUCAGCGCCGCCGUCAUCUGCUCAAGACCCCUAAAUUUCGUCCUCAAAAUCCGAAGCGGCGGCCACGAUUACGAUGGCAGAGCAAGCAAAGUCGUCUCGCUGCUUCGUAAGGAGUUUCCUGAAUUGGCUCUGAAGAAGGAGAACUGUACGGAAAUGUCUUGGCUUCAGUCUGCUUUGUGGUGGGAUAAUAACAUUAACGCCACUACGACCGAUCCUAAAGUGUUCCUAGAUCGGGAUCUCGAUUCCUCUAGCUUCGGAAAAAGGAAAUCGGAUUACGUCGCGACUGAGAUCCCCAGAGACGGGAACCCUAGAAAUGCGUACUUGAAUUACAGAGAUGUUGACAUCGGGGUGAACGAUCACGGGCCGAAUAGCUACAAGGAAGGAGAAGUUUAUGGAAGAAUGUAUUUUGGAAAGAACUUUGAUCGAUUAGUGAAGAUUAAAACUGCUGUGGAUCCUAAGAAUUUCUUCAGGAAUGAACAGAGUAUACCUACCUUGCCAAUAGAGAAUGGAACGGUGGUGACUGAAUCGGGAACGGCGAGACUGUGGUCACGAGCCGGAGGAGCCACCGUAGUUGCAACGGUGGUUUUACAUGUCUUCUAGAAUACUUAGAUUGUUUGUUUUGGAUUCGUUGACUAAUUUUAUCUAUUAUGAAUGAGAUGAACAGAGAGCAUCAUCCAAAUCUGUCAAAAGUUAUCUUAACUUGUUGACAGUUUUAAAAGAUCAGAUCUUUUGUGUCAGAAACAGAGCAUACGAUGACGUGUUAACGAGUGGCUGGUUUAUUUGAUUAAGUAUCAUCCAGUAAGCGUUAUUGAAAAAAAUAGCCAUAGCCUUGAGGAAUUUAUCAGAAAACUCAAACUAAAACAAUGGAGGGUUUUUUUCAAAAAUGUAUAAUUGCUAAUUUAGGAAUAACCAACUAACCAAGUAUACCUUCAAAACUGUGUUCUGUUUUUAGGGGAGAGUAUUAAUUUGCGUAUAUACGGGAAGUUAUUACUGAAGAUACUAAUACACUUUACAUCUUACCAGUAUCUAAUAAUUUGUCAAUGGAUCAAUAAUUAAAGUCA
Messenger RNA from Thlaspi arvense, 1406 nucleotides. The record is from the annotation of a GenBank genome assembly. Lineage: Eukaryota; Viridiplantae; Streptophyta; Magnoliopsida; Brassicales; Brassicaceae.